UAUUGCAGCCGCACUUUGAUUUUAGUGAUAUUUUUCCAUCGUAUCCCACCCAGUAAUAUUCAGCUCACAUGACUGAACCAGAAUUAGAACACCUUCCAUUGGUGAGGAGGACGGACGAAAACAUGGAGCAUGGCGGAGCUAAACGCGAGCGCACGGGAAGCCAACGGCUUCACGUGCAGGAGAGAGGUGAUUCAGAGGAGAUGUCAUGCUGCACAUACGUUCUCUGGUUCUUUUCGGUUCUUUUCAUCAGCUUGACGUUCCCUAUCACGAUUUGGUUUUGCUUCAAGACAAUUGCCGAGUACGAGCGAGCCAUCUUGUUCCGCGUCGGUCGCUUGAUGCCCGGAGGACCCAAGGGCCCUGGUCUGUUCUUCAUCAUCCCCUGCAUCGAUGACAUUCUAGUGGUUGAUCUUAGGACACUCUCUUUUGAUGUGCCGCCCCAGGAGGUUCUCUCGAAAGACAGCGUGACGGUGACCGUAGAUGCCGUGGUCUACUUCCGCGUGCAAGACCCCACUAUGGCGACUAUCAACGUGGAGAACUACAAGCGCUCCACGGAGCUGCUUGCUGCCACCACCCUGCGUAACGUCUUGGGCACCAAGACCCUGGCUGAGAUGUUGAGCCACCGUGAGGAGAUUAGCAACACCCUGCAGUCGUUGCUGGAUGACGCUACUGAUCCCUGGGGCGUCAAAGUAGAGAGAGUUGAGAUUAAGGACGUGCGCCUUCCAAGACAGAUGCAACGUGCCAUGGCGGCUGAGGCUGAAGCGUCCAGGGAGGCUCGUGCAAAGGUGAUUGCUGCAGAGGGUGAGCAGAACGCCUCCCGCGCCCUGAAGGAGGCUGCCGACAUCAUCGCUGAGUCUCCCAACGCCCUCCAGCUCCGGUACCUCCAGACACUCCACGCUAUCUCGGCCGAGAAGAACUCCACCAUCAUCUUCCCUCUGCCCGUCAACAUGCUCACCCAGGCAAUGAAAAUGAAGUAG
Molecule: messenger RNA, 974 nt
Organism: Patiria miniata (bat star)
Lineage: Eukaryota; Metazoa; Echinodermata; Asteroidea; Valvatida; Asterinidae
Product: stomatin-like
Exons: 6
Coding region: 69-974 (301 amino acids)
Cellular component (GO): plasma membrane
Source: RefSeq, a predicted model, not a curated record